AUUCUGGUGAUAGUUUGAUAGUGAGAUGUCCCCUGACAAAGCAAAAUCUUAGUCCUGAUAAUGGCGGGAAUGAAGCUGGCAGUCCUGGUGAAUCAUCUGAUGGUUCUGGAUGCAAAGUACAAAAACACAUGGACGAAGGAGAGAGAUCAUACUGCUGGAUUAUGGUGCUCUGGAACCCCAGUUCAAGCUAAUUUCAUAGGAUGUGAAUUUGAUAUGCUGCAAGUCUGCAAGAGAACUGCAAAUAGAGCCGAAUUUUGGAAUUUCGGAAGAGAACCAAGUAUGUAUUUCAAAGAAACUUAUGAUAAAUAUUACAAGUUUGAGCAAUGUUAUCUGUGUGAAUCAUGCUGGAAUUGUGAGAGGAAGCGACCUAUAUCUUGUGGAAAUAAUGAUCCCUCAUGUUUUAUGAACUGACACGAUAAGCUUAUGGCAAUGGACAUGAGAAGGACCAGCAGUGUGGCGUCGAGGGAGGAAGCAUCACUUCUAGAUGGGGGCUGACAUGUGCUGGUGCCGGUAGUUGGGGCUAAUAGUGGUGGGAUCUGGCAGGACAGGAGGUCGGGCCAUUGGAAGUUUCACUGACGAUGACGGCUACUAUUAAAUUAUGUCUCGAGCUUGAAUCUCUGUAUGAAAAGUGGACGUCUUUGUUCAAGCCGCGUAAGGGAGGAAAUCUUCGGUGAUUGGUCAACACAUACUCGAGAUUUUUCAGCA
Messenger RNA from Rhodamnia argentea, 705 nucleotides. RefSeq lists its product as uncharacterized. Lineage: Eukaryota; Viridiplantae; Streptophyta; Magnoliopsida; Myrtales; Myrtaceae. The record is from RefSeq and is a predicted model, not a curated record. Bases 61 to 411 code for a protein of 116 amino acids. The transcript has 3 exons.